GAUUUAUUUUACUCGAUUCCAAUUGAAUUUCACUUUUUUUCUAUUUUGCGUUGUAUGCGUUGUCCUUGUUAGUUUCGCGUGACUGACAAUGGCACUACGAUGCUUGGUAACGCAGCCGUCGAUUGGUUGGUAGCGUAAGCAUGGAAACGAACUGACCAAUCACUGUGCACACAUUCGCGAUGCGUCGUAUGCGCAGAAAUACCAUCUCCGCUCCUGUCUGACAUAUGUUAUGCUCGAUGCCAGGAUUUUUGUCGCAGCUGGUUGAAUGACGACGACGAAAUAUCAUGGCGGAAAACGAUAAGAAGGCGAUGUCACGUUUAAUGAAACUUGCGAACAAAUUCAACUGCUUUUACCUAUCAGGUUUACAUGCAGGAGAAUGUCGGGCUUUUGUUGUCGAUGGACAACAAGUUGGUCUUAUACGUCCAGAUGUGAUGAAAGAAAUAUUAAAUCACCCUCAAGUAUUUCAAGUACAUCCUGAAUAUGUACAAUUAAAUCCAGCUUUUCGGGAUUAUACUGAAAGAAGUGCACGUGUUGAUGAAAUAUUAAGGAAAUGGAAGGCAGGUGGAAAAUUUGUCACAUUAAGGGGCUGGAGAGAAGAAUGCCAUGAAGUGCGUGCUCAGUUCAAUACACUACCGUUGUUUAAAAUGGAUCGCUCAGCUACAUGUUUAUUUGGAAUUCGAAAAUAUGGAGUAGAUAUUAACGGCUAUGUAAUGGAUCCUGUAAAGGGUUUAUCAAUAUGGUUGCAAAAACGUAGUCCGAAUAAACAAACGUGGCCUGCAUACUGGGAUAGCAUGGUAAGCGGUGGACUGACUGUUGGCUAUGGCAUAAACGAAACCGCAAUAAAAGAAGCUGGUGAAGAAGCUGGAAUACCAAAUCAUCUUAUUGCGAAACUCAAGAGCGCUGGUUGCGUAUCAUUCUUCUUUGAGAGUGAGAGGGGUCUAUUUCCUAACACAGAAUUCGUAUAUGAUCUGGAACUGCCGCCCGACUUUGUACCGAAUAACAGUGAUGGAGAAGUAGAGACCUUCGAAUUACUUCCCGUUAAUGAAUGCUUAGAGAGGAUACUUUCUCCACAUUUCAAGACCACAUCUAUACCAGUUGCGCUUGACUUUUUAAUUAGACAUGGAUACAUCACAGCAGAGAAUGAGCCUAACUUUAUACAGAUUGUGGAGUUACUUCAUGUACCUCUGCAAACUAUGUACAAACAUCGACACAAAACUAGUGAUGAAAUGGCCAAUGGUGAAGCGAUCAAAGCUUUAGAAAAAAUUUAAGUUUCUCUAGAUUUUUAAUUUUACUGCGCUAAAGGCUAUGAAAUUUAUGAAAUGAACAAGAUUAUUCCUUUUGCUCUAAUUCUUCAUUAAAUGUUGACAAAUUUUAUAUUAAAUGCAGUUGUACACAUAUAAUACUUAAAUCUUUUUCUUAUUCUUAAAUUAUUAAU
Messenger RNA from Linepithema humile (Argentine ant), 1435 nucleotides. RefSeq lists its product as uncharacterized. Lineage: Eukaryota; Metazoa; Arthropoda; Insecta; Hymenoptera; Formicidae. Gene Ontology annotation, molecular function: 8-oxo-dGDP phosphatase activity. The record is from RefSeq and is a predicted model, not a curated record.